Messenger RNA from Aspergillus pseudoviridinutans, 804 nucleotides. Its product is annotated as fumarylacetoacetate hydrolase family protein. The transcript is spliced from 4 exons. The record is from RefSeq and is a predicted model, not a curated record. The coding region runs from base 1 to 804 and encodes 267 amino acids. NCBI's taxonomy places the organism in Eukaryota, Fungi, Ascomycota, Eurotiomycetes, Eurotiales, Aspergillaceae. Gene Ontology annotation, molecular function: acetylpyruvate hydrolase activity.
AUGGCCUUCAAGCGAUUGGUUCGGUUCGCCAUUGGUGACCGUGUCUCCUUCGGCGAUCUACUCAGCGUCAAUGGCGGCACAUACAAUGUUAGAAGAUUGACUGGUGAUCCAUUCACUAAGUUACAGUCUACUGAUGAUAUCGUCCAAGUUGAGAAGCUUCUAUGCCCUAUAGAACGGACUCCGCUCAUCAUACUUGUUGGCCUGAAUUACCAGAGCCACGUAAAUGAAGCCAAGCUGAAUGUCCCAAAAUACCCUCCCAUCUUCGUCAAGCCAGCUGAUGCACUAGCUGGCCCCUUUGACACCAUUGACAUUCACCCCGACGCGCGUGAAAUGCUGGACUAUGAGGGAGAGCUGACCGUAGUUGUGGGACGAGACGCAAAGAACAUUUCGGAAGCGGACGCAUUAGACUAUGUCCUGGGCUAUACGGCCGGAAAUGAUCUGUCCGCACGGAAUUUCCAGCUCCCUGAAGCAUCCGGAAUGCAAUUUGGCUAUUCCAAAUCCUUUGAUCAGUUUGGUCCGAUUGGACAUACCAUCGUUGCGGCCAAUCCCCAGGAUCUCCGUCUGGUGACCCGGGUCAAUGGGGUGGUCAAGCAGCAGACCAGUACAAGCGAUAUGAUCUGGAGUGUUCGGCAGAUUGUCAGCCACCUUUCACGGGGUAUGACACUUCGCAAGGGAACAGUGAUCAUGACUGGUACUCCAGCUGGCGUCGGAUUCUUUACCAAGGAGUUUCUGAAGGCUGGAGACGUGGUGGAGGUGGAGAUAGAAGGCGUGGCAUCAGUCAAAAACGAGAUCCGCUACCCUUAG